Molecule: messenger RNA, 1561 nt
Organism: Pseudomassariella vexata
Lineage: Eukaryota; Fungi; Ascomycota; Sordariomycetes; Amphisphaeriales; Pseudomassariaceae
Product: cytochrome P450
Exons: 5
Coding region: 24-1487 (487 amino acids)
Molecular function (GO): heme binding; monooxygenase activity; oxidoreductase activity, acting on paired donors, with incorporation or reduction of molecular oxygen
Source: RefSeq, a predicted model, not a curated record
CAGGUAUUUUGUGUUAUUACAUCAUGGAGUUUUUGAAAACUUUGGGUCAAGUUCAACUCGUAGGCAUCGCCUUACUUGUUGGUGUUGUCGGUUAUGUCUACAAUGUCUUACGCAGCCCGCUGAACAAAGUUCCGGGGCCCUGGUAUGCGAGUUGGACCAAUAUUGUCACCAAGUACCAUUUCCUGACGGGUUGUAACCCAACCUACAUUCAUUCUCUUCAUUCGAAAUAUGGUCCCGUCGUCCGAAUCGGGCCCAACGAUGUUGAUGUUGCCGACCCCGUUGCCGCCCAGACGAUCCACCGAAUCAAAGACGAGUUCCUCAAGUCCGAAUUCUACACACAGUUCCUCCCAGGAGUAACAAACAUCUUCAAUUGCGUUAAUAGGGACCACCAUCGGCGGUACAGACGCCUCUUGUCGUCCCCGCUCUCAGAGACUGGCUUGAAACCCAUGCUACCCCAAAUCGACAGCCGAGUGCGCUUCGGAAUACAGCGAAUGGGAGAAGAGAUGAAGAGCCGCGGCGCUGUUGACAUCUGCAAAUGGUGGAUGUUCAUGACAACCGACAUCAUUGGAGAGCUCACCUUUGGCGAGUCGUUCAAGAUGCUUGAGCUGGGGAGGAAAAACCAGUACAUCAAAGACCUCGAGGGCUCGGCAUUUAUCGGAGGCCUGCGUGCUACCUUCCCUCUUCUAUCUAAGCUCUCCUUCUACGUCCCGAUCCCUUUCUUUUGGAAAGCUGGUCCAAUCACCGGUCGAUUGGCGAUGUAUUCUCGCGAUUCGAUACAACGCCAACGCACGCUCCUCGAGGAGAACCCUGAUAUGGCGCCAACAUUGUUUUCCAAGAUGUUUAAGGCCAAGAGUGAAGACUCUCUGUCUGGAGUCGAACUUGAGGACAAUGCCCAGGCGUACAUCGUAGGCGGCAGCGACACUACUGCCAUGUCGUUGACGUACCUCGUUUGGGCAGUCUGUAGGGAUCCACAGAUCAAAGAAAAGCUCGUGAACGAGCUCCAGACACGUCUUUCGGAUGACUUUAGCUAUGACGACGUGAAGGAGCUGCCGUAUCUGAACCAAGUCAUCGAAGAGACAACACGUAUCUAUGCAGCGGCACCUUCGGGAUUACCUCGCACGGUGCCAUCAGGGGGCGCUAGCCUGGCUGGGUACUGGAUCCCAGGGGGCGCAACCGUGUUGACGCAAGCGUACAGUCUGCAUAGAUCGGAAGCAUUUCCCGACCCUGAACGGUUCGACCCCUCGAGAUGGGAGAAUCCAACCAAGGCUAUGAAAGAUUCGAUGAUGCCUUUUGGUGGAGGCUCGCGUAUAUGCCUGGGGGUGCAUCUUGCCCGUAUAGAGCUGCGCCUAGCCACUGCGCGAUUCUUCCGGGCGUUCCCAAAUGCCAUUGUCUCCGAGCUUGAGGGAAUGAGUGACCGGGAUAUGGAUCAAGACUUGUUUUUCUUGAUUACACCUAGAGGCCAUCGUUGCUUGAUUCAAGCCAAUUGAUGCUGACAUGAGACGAGAAACUGUGCGAUUUAACGGCGUUCAUGGCUCAGAGUAUUGCUACUAGACAUCAGCGC